CUACCAAAUCUAAUUUAAUAAACCAGUUUACAAUAAAAUAAAAAAUAAUAGUGGGAAGGAAGGAAGGAGGAUUUGGAGAAAAGGAGUUUUGCGCGUUUCCGAGCUGUCAGCAAUUUGAAGGGAUCGUGUCUUUCUGUCAUCUAUCUGUUUGCAAUUUGAGUUGAGCUCACAAUCACAUCACACUCUCGUUCCAUUACCUGCUGCUGCUGCUUCUUCUUCUCUUCAUUUGCCAAAAUUAAAGAGGUUUUCAAUUUAACUUGGUGGUUACAAAAGAAGAUCUACUCUGUGUUGCUCAGACGAACUGAGCAACGAUGGCUAUGCCUUUCAAUCACCCACUCUCUCUCUCUUGUGCUAUUCUUCUCUUCAUGUCUCUCUCCGUUUCUGCCGUUUCUCUUUCUGACACAAUUUUCGAUUCUCAGGCGCAUACGGCUCGCCAUCUUCUUCAGGCUAAGAGAGGUUGUUCUGUGAAUUUCGAGUUCGCGAAUUACUCAAUAAUCACAAGCAAAUGCAAAGGACCCAAUUAUCCACCUAAAGAAUGUUGUGGGGCAUUCAAAGAAUUUGCAUGCCCUUACGCCGAUGUGUUGAAUGAUUUACAGAAUGAUUGCGCUUCAACCAUGUUCAGUUAUAUUAAUCUCUAUGGACAAUACCCUCCUGGCCUCUUUGCUAGUGAGUGCCGUGAAGGGAAGGAAGGUCUUGCCUGUCCUGCAUUGCCGCCAUCGGCAUCUUCUGAUGAUACAGCAAAUCAAGUUAUACAUAAGCCAUCUCUACUGCUGAUGAUCACAACCUGCUUUUUAAUUUUGUUACUCUGAUGUUUCAGUUGCUAAUUUUCAUUCAUUUUUUUUAUACCAACAUGAUUGUGCUAGAGCUCAAAACAUUAGCAUGCAAUCGGAUUAGUCUCCCCCUUUUCGGUUUUACAGUUCCAUGUAGUAAGCUCUGCUGUAUGCGAGUGUUGGUAACUAAUUGCAAGCUUGCUUGGGACUUGUAUAUUGUCUGAAAAGGAAUGUGCCUACUCAUAUCUUUUUAUUCGGGUUAUUUAUUUGUAACUAGGUAUUUUUUUUUUCCGCCGUGAAACAUUUGCAGUAGAAUAUGCAUGUGUGAAGACCAAAACCAAAUUGUUUGACAAGUUGUAUGUGAUUUGUGAACUACUACUCUUUGGAUUUUCCUAGAAGAUGUGCGCAGUGCGCAACAUACUUAACAUCUUAGGAAGAAAAACUGAAUUUUCUUU
Molecule: messenger RNA, 1225 nt
Organism: Arachis ipaensis
Lineage: Eukaryota; Viridiplantae; Streptophyta; Magnoliopsida; Fabales; Fabaceae
Gene: LLG1
Product: LORELEI-LIKE-GPI-ANCHORED PROTEIN 1
Source: RefSeq, a predicted model, not a curated record